Molecule: messenger RNA, 873 nt
Organism: Histoplasma mississippiense
Lineage: Eukaryota; Fungi; Ascomycota; Eurotiomycetes; Onygenales; Ajellomycetaceae
Exons: 2
Coding region: 1-873 (290 amino acids)
Source: RefSeq, a predicted model, not a curated record
AUGUCUUCCACAGGUGGAGGUAGGGCAUGGACUGAAGAAGAGGAAUCCUAUCUCAUACGGACUCGCAUGCAUAAAAUGCCUUACAAGCACAUUGCUGCCCACUUACACAAGACUGAACUUGCUUGCCGCCUCCACUAUCAUCAGAUGUCAUAUGGUAGCAACCGGCGCAGACGCACAGACUCUGUGUCGUCUGUCAAUUCGAUCUCGCCGCUGUCCACGACACAGGAAUGCCCCCUUGAAGAUAAACCCUCUGUUGAGAUGUGCAACUUGAUAUCUCCCCCAAGCCCCCAAUCAAUCCAUUCUCGAUCAUCCUCUGUAGCCGAUUCUCCUCAACAAUAUCGAUCUCACGUUCCAAUACUCCCAAAACCAAAAACCUCCACACUCCAUUCCAUACAAUCAACACCCGCAAACCUAAACAGCUCCCUUCGGUUGGAUACCUCCUUUUUCCAAAGCCACGACCACCAUGAGGACAUCGAUACCAUCAGACUUCGCCAGCUUUAUAACACCUACCGCGAUUCCUUCUGGUCAUUAAUUGCGUCAGAUUACUCGAAAAGUCCCAGCUUCCCCGCAGCUAAACUUGAAGAAGCAUUCUUCCUCUCAAUAUUCCAUUCAUAUGCAAGUUGCGCAGCGCGGCCUCCCACUCCUGUGUUUAGCCCCAAGGACGCAACUCGCGGGCUACAGAGGGCAGUGGACAAUGCUCUUGUUACUUCCCCUGAUGGUGGAUUCCAAGCCAUCAACGGGCCAGGCUCAUCGGCUGUUGCAGAGCUGAACAACCCCGUCAAUGGCCGAAGUCCAGUCGAGAAAUGCGCUGUGGCUUCAUUGCUAACCGUUGAAAGAGAUGUUUGGGCCCCGAAGGUAGUCGCAAGACCGUGA